AUGGCGUCAUCAGUAGCUAAGAAGUGUGAGAUAUGUCAAAAAGCGGUGGGUUCGCAUAUCUGUCCUGGUUGUAAAAUUCUCUAUUGUAAGACAGAUUUUGCUCAACAUCGAAGAAAAUUAACUGAUGAUAUGGAGAAAGUCACCUACGAACAUGAUCUGAUUUUUGAAAACUAUUUCGCUGCAUCCUUGUCUAACGAUAAAAGCGACGUGAUGGAAGGGAUUGAUAAAUGGGAAAACGAAACAAUCGAAAAGGUGAAAAUAGCCGCCGAACAAGCGCGUGAAAAGGCCGUAAAACUAAUAAAUGAUAAGAGGUACGAAGGAAAACGUGAAUUCGCCAUUAUCUCAGGUGAACUUUGUUCUGGAAAAGAAAGCGGAGAUUACACCGAAUUAGAACUAAAACGAUGGACAGAGCACUUAAAACAACUGAAGGCUAAAAUGCAGUCGAGCACAAUAACGUUACGGAUCCAGACAAUCGAUUGGGCAAAUGUCAUUGAAGUGGGUACGAAUAAAUCAACAGUCCUGAGCACACGAAAAAUUGCAACUAGUUUGCGUGGAACAAAUGAGAAGGGCGGUAUUUUCUUAAAUCUUUCGCUCUCCGAUCUCUCGAACUGGCAUAUUGUUUAUGAAACAACUUCCUUGCAUCAGACAACUGCCAGAGAACUGCGAGAUAUAGCUAAUUAUUGCACGAAUAAACGAAUUAUUGUUGGAGCGAUAGACGCAAAAUCUGCGAAUGUUUUGACCGUUGCUGCUAUUGGCCCUUCGGAAGUACUAGCUCUACAUACUCCACGUAAUCAACCAGCUGAACAUGAUGGAGUCUGGUGGUACCUAACACCGAACAGAUCAUUUGGAUUUUCACCAACAUCAAAAAUUCGGCAAUACCGCUGCGAUAUAGAGAAAAGUGAUGGUGACAAACGACUAAGUUGGUGUCUUGAUGGUUACCAUGGUGGAUAUCGAGCAGGAAAUAUAGAUUGUUUAACUGAGAUCACUGAAUGGCGUAAAAUUAUUCUUUGUGAAAACUAG
Messenger RNA from Didymodactylos carnosus, 1020 nucleotides. Lineage: Eukaryota; Metazoa; Rotifera; Eurotatoria; Philodinida; Philodinidae. The record is from the annotation of a GenBank genome assembly.